AUGGCCAACAUCAAGCUCUACGCUGCCCUUGUGAUCGUUAUAGAACGAUUACCGCAAAAGGUCCAGGCACUGAUACUGGUGAUCUUAAUCGUUGUUACUAUUUACCAGAUCAGCAGGCCACAAGUUGACCUCGACACGGAUCACGAACUCCCAUCGGCGCCAUCUGAAGACCACCGAAGUUUGGAACCGGCAGCAACGACCCCAGCCUUUACCCGGCCACCAUUACGCCGUCGCAACUGUUUCGUCCUUGGACCGAACGGAAUAACUUCAGAGCCACUAUCGUCCGACUGGGAGUUUGAUUCAACUUACACAUCUGACGCUGAAGGCUACGAGACCGCACCCGAAGACGAAGCCCCAGCCAGGACCAUGGCAGAGAAGAGAGCCCUCGCGUACUUUGAGGAUCGGCUCCGCCAGCACCGCGAAUCGGUAAGCUCCGAGACAAGCGCCAGCCCUGCCGUGCAGACAUCACUGACCGACGCCCAGAUCAGGGAGGACCACUCCGACGUUGAGGACGCCGAAAUGAUCAAGCGCCGCAACGUCAAGAUGCGCGAGGAGGGCGUCCGCGUCAACGUCAGCUACUCCCAGCUCACCUCUUUGAAGCCGGCUCCCGCCCCGCGACCAGCGCCGGCAGCCUUCAGCAUCACCGCCAUCACCGAGGGCCUGCGGGGAGGUGCCUCGGGACCAACAUCCCCUCCCUCGUCCUGCUUCUCACCGCCGAGCUCGUACGUCUCCACCACACCGUGCCUUUCGGGUCUCCAGUCCCCGGCGCCAACACCCAUCACCGGCACCACGACGCCCGAGCUGCCAACCGGGCCGGCGUCCGUCCCCCCCACCAGCGGCCAGGCGGGCGACGAGACUCUGUGCAGGAUCGACGAGAAGAUGCUUGCCGUACCCGCCGACGCGGUCAGCAGGCGGCUGCUCCGCGAUGGUAGGGGUAUCCUGCACCGGAGGAACAGGCUGCCGAGGAGUGCUUCGGACGCGGAGGGGGCUGUUCAGCGGACGCCCUCUCCUGUUGAGGCUGGGCUUCAGACCUCGAAGUCCGACGAGAUGUGGUAUCCUAGCGAAAUGAACGAGUAA
Molecule: messenger RNA, 1077 nt
Organism: Diaporthe citri
Lineage: Eukaryota; Fungi; Ascomycota; Sordariomycetes; Diaporthales; Diaporthaceae
Exons: 1
Coding region: 1-1077 (358 amino acids)
Source: RefSeq, a predicted model, not a curated record